UUUCAUCAGGCUUGAUGAGCAUCGCAAUGUAUUGAGGGUUGGCUAAUCCUAUACAAGAAGCACGCGAAAACGCUACGAAAAGUCGUACAUAUUAUCGAACUCUGUAGGUGCGAAUGUGUCUCGAUCUACGCAAUCUACGUAGAAAGAGAGGUUAGGAUUCAAAGCUUGGGUACGUCAUAAGUGAACGUAAAACAAGGAGAUUGCUCGUGGAUAUAAGAUCGCGAUACAUCAGUGCUCUGUGCUACGAAUCGAAACAACAGCCAGGGUUACGACAUGAGCACUCAGCAGAGUCCAGCCGCCUUACAAUCCACUGUCGACCGUGAGAAGGUAUACACAUGGAUAAUCGAGCUAUCGAAUCCAGAGACAAGGGAGAAUGCUCUUCUGGAGUUGAGCAAGAAGCGUGAGGUAGUGCCUGAUCUGGCACCCAUGUUGUGGCACUCGUUUGGUACUACAGCCUCUCUCCUUCAGGAGAUCAUUAACAUUUAUCCCGCGAUCAAUCCUGCAACUCUCACUGCUUAUCAGAGUAACCGGGUUUGUAAUGCCUUGGCGCUGCUACAAUGCGUAGCCAGCCAUCCAGAAACAAGAUCUGCAUUUUUACAGGCACAUGUUCCAUUGUUCUUGUAUCCGUUUCUGCAUACCGUAAGCAAGACACGCCCAUUUGAAUACCUUCGCUUAACAAGUCUUGGUGUGAUUGGUGCACUGGUCAAAACCGAUGAACAAGAAGUGAUCACCUUUCUUCUCACUACUGAGAUUAUCCCACUUUGUUUACGGAUUAUGGAAAGCGGCUCGGAAUUAAGUAAGACUGUGGCGACAUUUAUAUUGCAGAAGAUACUGUUAGAUGACAGUGGCCUCUCCUAUAUCUGUCAGACUUAUGACAGAUUCAGUCAUGUUGCCAUGAUAUUAGGAAAAAUGGUUUUAUCCUUGGCCAAAGAUCCUUCAGCAAGAUUGCUUAAACAUGUAGUACGAUGUUACUUGAGACUUUCUGAUAAUCCGAGAGCACUGUUAGCUCUAAGGCAGUGCUUACCGGAUCAGUUGAGAGAUAACACUUUUGCAACAUGUUUGCAAGAAGAUGCCUCAACUAAACAUUGGUUAAACUUGCUUCUUAAGAAUCUCGAGGCCGGUCCGCAACAACCAGGUCCACCGACUCAGCCGGGUCAACAAGAUCCCAGGACGAUUGGUAUGUCGCCGCUUACAUCUUAAGGUAUCCUCUUUUUUUGACGAUCGUAUGAUAUUUGGUAUACGAAAAUAUCAUAUAAGGAUUUUAAAACGCUUCUAUCCGUUCUAUACUAAUUUUUACGAAAUGGUGCAUCAUAGUAGACGGCCAUCUGUAUUGUUACAUAUAAAUAUGAAUUGUGCUGUGAAAACUAGUAAUAAGUAUAUCGUCGGAUUGUCAAAUCGAGUACGUUAUGAUCAUUGUAAAUAUGUAUAGACGCUUGCGGCGAAAUCUACCAAUUAUAAUCGGUUCGAUUUCAUUCAUUCAAACUUGAAAGCUACCGAUUAAUAGCCUUUUUAUAUAAAUCAAAAAUGUUUUGUACGAACAAGAUAUGAUAUAGGAGGUUUUAAUGUUAGAUACGUAAUGUAUGUAUAAUAUGUGACUAUAUACAUAAAAUAUGCAAGUGUGAUUAUCUAUCACGGUAAAUCAACUUAAUUUAGGUAAAUGUUCACUUUUACACAGCCGACCUCCGAGUAACCUUGACCUUGACCAUUAAGGACAUUCGGAGGUCGUUUGGAGCUGGCUGUGUAAAGAUGAGCAUUUACUUUAAUUUAUAUUAAUCAUUAUAUUUACGCUUAGACGCCGGAUAUUUUGGUAGAUUUUACAACAUAAAUGCGUUAUUCAUUGCCUAAAAAUUUUAUGUCAUAAAUCAGUAUUUGAUUGCGCAAAAAUUAUUCUUCAAUACAUAAGUAAACAUGAAAAUAUUAGAUUAACAUUCUUCUCUUUGUACAUUACGUUGGCCUAAUUAAAUUUCGUUAAAUAGGCAAUAUACAAUACAUAGCGUAUAAAACCGAGUCGGCAUCUUUGAAUCACUGCCUGAGAGAUAAUGAUUUACGUAGGAUUAAUUUAUGCACGCAUAACGAAAUUGUAUUUGAAGUUAGUCCCGCUAUAUAUUGUGAUUGAUCGAUG
Messenger RNA from Trachymyrmex cornetzi, 2122 nucleotides. It is a transcript of the gene Rcd-1, whose product is annotated as Required for cell differentiation 1. The transcript is spliced from 4 exons. Bases 274 to 1200 code for a protein of 308 amino acids. NCBI's taxonomy places the organism in Eukaryota, Metazoa, Arthropoda, Insecta, Hymenoptera, Formicidae. Gene Ontology annotation, biological process: mRNA catabolic process. Gene Ontology annotation, cellular component: CCR4-NOT complex. The record is from RefSeq and is a predicted model, not a curated record.